Messenger RNA from Drosophila willistoni, 2304 nucleotides. RefSeq lists its product as uncharacterized. The transcript is spliced from 9 exons. Bases 1 to 2304 code for a protein of 767 amino acids. NCBI's taxonomy places the organism in Eukaryota, Metazoa, Arthropoda, Insecta, Diptera, Drosophilidae. The record is from RefSeq and is a predicted model, not a curated record.
AUGGCAAGUCUUCGCAUCGAUUGUGGUAAAAUAUAUAUAAAAAUCGCUCUUAUUGUCGCGUUUCUGGUAACAGCCAAUUGGGCAUAUCCAGUGGACGAUAAAGAACCAGUACUGCAAGUUGAAUAUACACAGGAGCAUGUGGAGGGCACAGACAACUCCUCAGUCAUCCAAUCCACCUCCCGAAUCUACAACUCCACGGCAAACAACAGGUUCUACCUCAACAGCGAUUCCAACAUCCACAGGGGCAGUGACAACUUCAACCGCGAUUCCAACAUCCACAGGAGCAGUGACAACUUCAACCGCGAUUCCAACAUCCACAGGAGCAGUGACAACUUCAACAGCAAUUCCUACCUCAACCGGUCCAGUGACUACAUCAACCGCUUUGCCAGCAAUUGCCAACGGUGGCUUCUUCUUCAUCCACAACAACAACAGAAUCUACAACAUCAACUGCCGUGGCUUCAUCUUCAUCGACAACAACAGAACCUACAACAUCAACUGCCCGGUGGCUUCUUCUUCAUCGACAACAACAGAACCUACAACUUCAACUGCCGUGGCUUCUUCUUCAUCCACAACAACAACAGAACCUACAACAUCGACAGCAGUGGCUUCUUCUUCAUCGACAACUACAACAGAACCUACAACAUCAACUGCCGUGGCUUCUUCUUCAUCGACAACAACAGAACCUACAACAUCAACUGCCGUGGCUUCUUCUUCAUCCACAACAACAACAGAACCUACAACAUCGACAGCAAACCUACAACUUCAACUGCCGUGGCUUCUUCUUCAUCCACAACAACAACAGAACCUACAACAUCGACAGCAGUGGCUUCUUCUUCAUCCACAACAACAACAGAACCUACAACAUCAACUGCCGUGGCUUCUUCUUCAUCCACAACAACAGAACCUACAACAUCAACAGCAGUGGCUUCUUCUUCAUCGACAACUACAACAGAACCUACAACAUCAACUGCCGUGGCUUCUUCUUCAUCGACAACAGAACAUACAACAUCAACUGCCGUGGCUUCUUCUUCAUCCACAACAACAACAGAACCUACAACAUCGACAGCAGUGGCUUCUUCUUCAUCCACAACAACAACAGAACCUACAACAUCGACAGCAACAGCGGUGGCUUCUUCUUCAUCGACAACAACAGAACCUACAACAUCAACUGCCGUGGCUUCUUCUUCAUCCACAACAACAACAGAACCUACAACAUCGACAGCAGUGGCUUCUUCUUCAUCCACAACAACAACAGAACCUACAACAUCAACUGCCCCAACCUAUAACAUCAACAGCGAUGGCUUCUUCUUCAUCGACAACAACAGAACCUACGACAUCGACAGCCGUGGCUUCUUCUUCAUCGACAACAACAGAACCUACAACAUCGACAGCCGUGGCUUCUUCUUCAUCGACAACAACAGAACCUACGACAUCGACGGCCGUGGCUUCUUCUUCAUCGACAACAACAGAACCUACAACAUCGACACCCGUGGCUUCUUCUUCAUCGACAACAACAGAACCUACAACAUCGACAGCCGUGGCUUCUUCUUCAUCGACAACAACAGAACCUACAACAUCGACAGCCGUGGCUUCUUCUUCAUCGACAACAACAGAACCUACGACAUCGACAGCCGUGGCUUCUUCUUCAUCGACAACAACAGAACCUACGACAUCGACAGCCGUGGCUUCUUCUUCAUCGACAACAACAGAACCUACGACAUCGACAGCCGUGGCUUCUUCUUCAUCGACAACAACAGAACCUACAACAUCGACAGCCGUGGCUUCUUCUUCAUCGACAACAACAGAACCUACAACAUCGACAGCCGUGGCUUCUUCUUCAUCGACAACAACAGAACCUACAACAUCGACAGCCGUGGCUUCUUCUUCAUCGACAACAACAGAACCUACAACAUCGACAGCCGUGGCUUCUUCUUCAUCGACAACAACAGAACCUACGACAUCGACAGCCGUGGCUUCUUCUUCAUCGACAACAACAGAACCUACGACAUCGACAGCCGUGGCUUCUUCUUCAUCGACAACAACAGAACCUACAACAUCGACAGCCGUGGCUUCUUCUUCAUCGACAACAACAGAACCUACAACAUCGACAGCCGUGGCUUCUUCUUCAUCGACAACAACAGAACCUACAACAUCGACAGCCGUGGCUUCUUCUUCAUCGACAACAACAGAACCUACAACAUCGACAGCCGUGGCUUCUUCUUCAUCGACAACAACAACAGAACCAACUACACAAAAUGGAAUAUGCACUAUCUUUCCCCACUUACCAAUAUAUGGAGUCAUUAA